GCUGCCGCUUCCUGCCCACCGGCUCUCCGGCAGCGGGGGAGGGCUCGCCUGCUCUCCCUGCCGCCGAGGAGCAAUCGCCGCGAACCUGCCCGCCGGGCGCCGGCCCAGCCGCCGAGGCCAUGCCCAGCUCGGCGCUGUGGGCGGUGGAUCUCUUCGGCAGGGUGUGCACCCUCUCGACGGCCGCGCAGCACUGGGAGCUGUGCAGGGACGCCCAGCUCGAGUUCAAGCGGGUCAGCGCGGCCGCGCAGUGCUGCUGGGGCAUCGCCUGCGACCACCAGGUGUACGUGCGCGUGGGCUCCAGCGACGUCCCCAUCCGCCGCCGGGAGGAGGCCUAUGAGAAUCAGCGCUGGAACCCCGUGGGCGGCUUCUGUGAGACACUCCUGCCGAGCGACCGCUGGCCGUGGAGCGACGUGAGUGGGCUCCAGCACCGGCCGCUGGAUGGGGUGGCGCUGCCCUCGCCGCACUGGGAGUGGGAGUCGGACUGGUACGUGGAUGAGAAUUUUGGAGGGGAACCCACCGAGAAAGGGGGGUGGACAUACGCCAUCGACUUCCCCGCCACCUACACUAGAGACAAGAAGUGGAAUUCCUGCGUGCGCCGGCGUCGGUGGAUCCGGUACAGGAGAUACAAAUCCCGGGACACGUGGGCCCAGAUCCCGUCGCAGGAUGACCCCAAGCAACUGCCCGACCCCUUCAACGACCUCUCCGUGGGGGGGUGGGAGAUCACUGAUGAGCCCGUGGGCCGCCUGUCCGUGUGGGCCGUGUCUCUGCAGGGGAAGGUGUGGUACAGAGAGGACGUCAGCCACCCCAACCCCGAAGGCUCAUCGUGGUCCUUGGUGGACACCCCCGGGGAGGUGGUUCAGAUCAGCUGUGGCCCCCACGACCUGCUGUGGGCAACACUCUGGGAGGGACAGGCUUUGGUCCGGGAAGGAAUCAACAGGAACCAUCCCAAAGGAAGUUCGUGGUCCAUAGUGGAGCCCCCCACGUCAGAAAAUGGCAUCAUGCACGUCUCCGCGGGAGUCGGCGUGCUCUGGGCUGUCACCAAGGACCGGAAAGUUUGGUUCCGACGAGGUGUCAACUCUUACAAUCCCUGUGGCACCAGCUGGAUCGAGAUGGUGGGAGAAAUGGCGAUGGUGAACGUGGGGCUGAAUGACCAGGUCUGGGGCAUCGGCUGGGCGGACCGGGCCCUGUACUUCCGUCAGGGCGUCACCCAGAGCGAGCUCAGCGGGAGGACGUGGAAAGCCAUUGUCGCCGGCCGGGAGUGUGACCGCUCUCACUCGGGCAGCUCGUCCAGCCUCCUCAGCGCUGGCUGCUUCUUUGGCGACGAGGUGCGGGGCAGCGGCGAGUCCUGUGGGCCGAGCGACUCGGAGGCCGAGAGGCUGGGGCCUGAGCCUGAGCCUGCGCCGGAGGUCGCCAGCCCUGCCUCCACCCCGGCCGAGCUGCCCUGGACCAACAUCGACCUGAAGGAGCCCAAGGGGGGGCCCAGCCACGCGGCCACCGGCUUUGCCGAGGCCUCCGACCUCUCCUCGCUGGGCCUCCUCCCGCUGGGCUUGGAGGAGCCCGAGGGCGCCGACGGCCACCCGCUGUGGGCCUGGGUGUCCGGAGGAGGCUGCGCCGUGGAGGCCCACUCCACGCUCAAGUGGUUCACCGUCCAGUCGGGCCUGUCCCCCUCCGUGCAGACGCUGUCGCUGUCCAUCACGCCAGCCCAGACCGCCGCUUGGCGGAAGCAGAUCUUCCAGCAGCUCACGGAAAGGACCAAGCGGGAGCUGGAGAACUUCCGCCACUAUGAGCAGGCGGUGGAGCAGUCGGUGUGGGUGAAGACCGGGGCCCUGCAGUGGUGGUGCGACUGGAAACCCCACAAGUGGGUGGACGUGCGUGUGGCCCUGGAGCAGUUCACGGGGCACGACGGCGCUCGGGACAGCAUCCUCUUCAUCUACUACGUGGUCCACGAGGAGAAGAAGUACAUCCACGUGUUCCUCAACGAGGUGACAGCGCUGGUCCCCGUGCUCAGCGAGGCCAAGCACUCCUUCGCCCUGUACACCCCCGAGAGGACCCGGCAGAGGUGGCCCGUGCGCCUGGCCGCCGCCACCGAGCAGGACAUGAGCGACUGGCUCGCCCUCCUCAACCUGUCCUGCUGCGAGAGCCGGAGGGUCCACGGCCGCCCCUCGCCGCAGGCCAUCUGGUCCGUCACCUGCAAGGGGGACAUCUUUGUGAGCGAGCCCAGCCCGGACCUCGAGGCCCCCGAGCGCCCGCUGCCCUGCGACCAGAUGUUCUGGCGGCAAAUGGGAGGCCACCUGCGGGUGGUGGAGGCCAACAGCCGCGGCGUCGUGUGGGGCAUCGGCUACGACCACACGGCCUGGGUGUACACGGGCGGCUACGGGGGAGGCUGCUUCCAAGGCCUGGCCAGCAGCACCAGCAACAUCUACACGCAGUCGGACGUGAAGUGUGUCUACAUCUACGAGAACCAGCGCUGGAACCCGGUCACAGGCUACACCAGCAGGGGCCUGCCCACCGACCGGUACAUGUGGAGUGACGCCACGGGGCUGCAGGAGUGCACCAAGGCCAGCACGAAGCCCCCGUCCCUGCAGUGGGCCUGGGUGUCUGACUGGUUCGUGGAUUUCAGCGUUCCUGGGGGCGCGGACCAGGAGGGGUGGCAGUACGCCAGCGACUUCCCUGCCUCAUACCACGGGUACAAAACCAUGAAGGAUUUUGUCCGGAGAAGGUGCUGGGCCAGAAAAUGCAAGCUGGUGACCAGCGGGCCCUGGCUGGAGGUGGCCCCCAUCGCCCUCGGGGACGUGUCCAUCAUCCCAGAGAGCCCGGGCGCCCCCGGGAGUGGACCCAGCAUCGCGCUCUGGGCCGUCAGUGACAAGGGGGACGUGCUGUGCCGCCUGGGUGUGUCCGAGCUUAACCCUGCGGGCUCCUCCUGGCUGCACGUGGGUACCGACCAGCCCUUCGCCUCCGUGUCCAUCGGGGCCUGCUACCAGGUGUGGGCCGUGGCGAGAGAUGGCUCCGCCUUCUACCGUGGCUCCGUGUCCCCCUCCAAGCCAGCUGGCGAUUGCUGGUACCACAUCCCAUCUCCCCCCAAACAGAGACUCAAACAGGUGUCUGUGGGGCACACAGCGGUGUACGCCUUGGAUGAAAACGGGAACAUGUGGUACCGCCAGGGGGUCACGCCCAGCUACCCGCAGGGCUCCGGCUGGGAGCACGUGUCUAACAAUGUGCGCCGUGUGUCCGUGGGGCCCCUGGACCAGGUCUGGGGAGACGGGGCGGAGGCUGGACGCCCGUGCUGGGGUCGGGGACGUGGGGGGAUCUGGGUGCCCGCUCUGGCCUCCCCACCGCUGUCCCCAGGGUCCCCCUGCAGCCGGGGGCUGGGCCUGCAGCGGGUCUGCAUUCCAGGUCUGGGUCAUCGCGGACAAAGUCCAGGGAAGCCACGGCCUGAGCCGGGGAACCGUGUGUCACCGCACGGGUGUGCAGCCCCUCGAGCCCAAGGGGCUGGGCUGGGACUACGGCAUCGGGGGGGGCUGGGAUCACCUCUCCGUCCGGGCCAAUGCCACCAGGGCCCCCAGGACUUCGUCCCAGGAGAGGGCUGGCGAGCGGAGCGGGGAGCAGGGCAGCAGGCCCUCGAGUGUGGCCGCAGCCCCGCAGGAGACCCCCGGCCCGGUCUGCUGCUGAGGCCGCGUCCCCUCGCCUGAGCAAGCUGCCCUGAAGGCUCAAGCUUGAUGUGAGGGUUCCCGUCGCCGCUGUCACCGUCGUGAGCCAUUCUCGUGCUGAACUCGCUGAAGUGUGGGUCCCAGCAGAGGCAUCACCAGGCCCAGACUGCAGGCUCCGUAGGAAAGCCGGCCUGAGGUCACGGCCACCUUGGAGGCACUGAAACAGCCCAGAAACGUGAAGCUCUGUGGCCCCGGCUGCGAGGGGAACGUGGGGUGUGGGGUGGGGGCCCCCUUCACCCUGGCCUCUUCCGCCCGUCCCCCUCCCCCUCCGCCUCCCACCUUCAAGGGACGGGAGCCUGGCCCUUCCAGGAACACUGCCCCUGGGGAAGCAGAGCCCCCAGAGGAGCCUUCUAGGCUCUGAGCAUCCCCAGACAGCACGGGGGGACUGCCCCCCAAAGAAAACUGGCCAUGGCUGUGGGGCUCAGGCUGCUCUGCCUCGGGCCUGGUCAGUCCUGAGAGCAGGACACGCAGACUUCAUUGCAAAGGUUAAGGAAGGAGACGUGAGGUUGGAAAUAAAUGCUGGGGAGGGGCGUCUGCACCCCCUCCCCCGGGUGGGCCAGGCCCUCCUGGAGUGGACAGAGGACAGAGAGGCUGCCCGUGGCUGGGAGAGGUCCAUGUGCAGAAUCCCUGUCCGCCCAGCAAAGCGGAGAAGCCUCUCAAGCCCUCACUCCCCACCUGCGGCCGCCCAGCUGCUUUUUAUCUGGAAAAAGGGCCUGUUUGGUGAAGUCUGGUGUUUGCUUCCUACAACCAGACCCUUUGGGGGAGGGGGCAGUCCUCGUGAGCCCACGUCCCUUCUCACCCAUCUCGGCUCUCGAUUUGAUACAGAACACGCUGACUCCACCAGCUUCCCUGGGCCAUCCCGCCUGGAGGGCCCGGCUGUGCUGGCGGCUGUAAAGAGGUCGCUCGUGGGCCCCCUCGCCAGUGGCAUGGAGGGAGUGGGUGGCCUCUGCGUUUGCUGCAUCUCCUGGAGGCGGGACCAGGGGGCGCAGGUCUGGGGGCAGGGCCCAGGGGAACCCCGUGAAGGGCCAGGCGGGGCGGUGCCCUCCUGCCCAUUUGCACUCUGCUGCCAGGUCUCGCCGAGUGGGCCUUUUGGUUUCUUCUACGGCAGCCACCUUUGUUCUACUGUCACUUGCUGGUUGCACCCUGCCCUUUAUCCAGGGCCACCGUGUCUCCUCUUGGCUGAGCCCCAACUGUCGGCCUGCUCAGCAUCACGGAACCAUCUCAAUUCCUUGGAUGCUUUAUUCAAUAAAAACUUAUGCCAAUGUCAA
Phacochoerus africanus (Common warthog) is the source of this 4975-nucleotide messenger RNA. It is a transcript of the gene TECPR1, whose product is annotated as tectonin beta-propeller repeat containing 1. Gene Ontology annotation, cellular component: membrane. Bases 120 to 3689 code for a protein of 1189 amino acids. Lineage: Eukaryota; Metazoa; Chordata; Mammalia; Artiodactyla; Suidae. The transcript has 24 exons. The record is from RefSeq and is a predicted model, not a curated record.